AUGGAUAAACUUGAUCAAGGAGACACCUCAGAUAAAUUCUCUGAUUUUUAUAUCUUUGUAGCAACAAUAGGCAGUGGAUCGUUCGGAAAAGUUGUGCAUGCUAUCGAUAGGUUCACUGGAGAAGAGAUCGCAGUCAAAAUAAUCAAAAAGCACAGUUUAAAGCCUGAUCGAAUUUUACAGCUCAAACAAGAAGCACAAAUUUUAGCAUCCUUGGAUCAUCCAAAUGUCAUCAAAUUUAAGCAUCUGAAAGAGACUAAUACAAAGCUGUUUAUUGUCAUGGAAAUGAUUUAUGGUGGAACUUUGAAAGCGUAUAUGGACAAGCAUGAUAUCUCAGAUUCUCAAGCAGCUCAAAUAAUGAAAGGGAUUUUACAAGGACUCGCCUAUAUUCAUUCAAAAAAUAUCAUCCACAGAGAUAUGAAGCCAGAAAACAUGCUGCUUCCUGACUUUAGAGAUCUAAGCCAAAUUAAAAUUGCUGAUUUUGGGUUAAGUGCUCAAUUUGAUGCCUCGUCCAUGCAGCCAAGAGAAAAUGAUAAGUGUGGAACACUUCUUUAUAUGGCUCCUGAGCAGGCACAAAGCAAAUUUUAUAGCCAAAGCAUUGAUAUUUGAAGCUGUGGGAUUAUUUUAUGAAUGCUGUUGACUAAAAAUAAGCAUCCACUUUCAGCUGCUCAUGAAUCUGCAUCUUCCUAUCUAAAAAAGCUUCAAAAUCCUAUAUGAAAAUUUCCAGACAAUUUUCCUGAAGGAGCUAAAUCUCUAUUUCUGAAAUUGACAGAAAUGUCCCCUAUUGAUAGAUAUACAGCCAACCAAGCAUUAGCUCACCCUUGAAUUGGCCGAAAUAAAAAGAAAGUGCCUUUAACAUCAUUUGAAAAAUUUAAAAGAUACAGUGAGCUAUUGAAAAUGAAAGGAAUUUCAUUUGCAAUUUUUUUUGCCUGCUUAGCUGGAGAUCCUGAAAUAGGUAAAAGAGAACAGAGCAGGGCAAAUAUCUCGAAAAGUAUGGAUAAAACUCCUGAGCACAUUCCAAGUAAAGAAACAGUAGAUUUAGCUAAAUCAGAAACCCGUGAUAGGAAGAAAAGAAUUCUUCCAAUCCCAACACAGAAAAAGAAACCAGUUCCAAAAUUAGUAGAAAAAUUCAUGAGCUCUGGCUAUGCGAAAAAUUCUGAAAGAAUUCCAAGCGCAAAAAGAACAAUUCCGCUAGGGGAUAAUGUUCUGAGAAGAAAUUAUUCGUUUCAAACACCUGAAAUCGAAAAUCAUAUGUUGUCAAAAUAUUCAAAAGCUCCUAAAUCUACAGAGCAUAAGCGAAAAAUUGUACGUGCAUUGACGGCUGUUUCAAGACAUGAAAGCUAA
Blepharisma stoltei is the source of this 1341-nucleotide messenger RNA. The record is from the annotation of a GenBank genome assembly. NCBI's taxonomy places the organism in Eukaryota, Ciliophora, Heterotrichea, Heterotrichida, Blepharismidae.